UGCUCAUACAGUAUGUGUUCAGUGAAGUGUCUGUGUCUCUGCAGUCCACUUUGCUUUUGUCUUCUUGAAUGGUGAUGCACCGGCUCAGCCCUCAGGAAAGAUGUUUUGGUUCACGGAAGGAAUGUGCUUUUUGCCAAUGUUUUUGGUAAUCUGGUCAUUGAGUACGUUCAUAAUAUCUUACAUCAUCGCAAUAACUCUAAAAGAUGUUGACGUUAUCCUUCCUUACAUCAGUGAUACAGGGGCCAUUCAGCCAGAGAGCGGUGUGUUUGGAUUCAUGUCGACCAUCGCUACCUUUGCAACCUUUGCUACGAUGUACGUUGAAUAUAAAUUUGUGGAGAGAGUCCAUGAGACAACCGGUGCCAUGUCCCCACGUUUUAACAAGGUUUCUUUUGCUUUUGGCAUCAUCUCUUGUGUCGGCAUGCUUUUGGUGGCUACAUUUCAGGAAACUACGAUGAGGAAAACCCAUGAUGUGGGUGCUUCAUUAUUCUUCAUAUGUGGCAGUAUAUACGCUGUUAUCCAAAGUGUGAUAUCGUACCGAGGUCAUCCAUAUGGAUGUUCCAAGUACACUUGCCAUUUCCGUGCGUUCUUCGCUGGAUUGGCUGUUCUAGCUGUAUUACCCACAAUUAUUUGUUCAGUUGUUGUCGGAAAAAACAGCCUUCACUGGGACACCAAUGAUAAGCACUACACAAUUCAUUUAGUGAGUACUGUGUGUGAAUGGAUCACUACUUUCAGUUUUGUCUUCUUCUUUUUAACAUACAUCAGAGAGUUCCAGCAAUUCACACUGAAACUGACUGUUAAUCUAAUCGAGAAUUCUUGACCAUGACAUCAUGCCGUUACAGUAUGUUUUGGUGUUUUUUUAAAUUAAUAGAAUUGUAUUUUUAUACAACUUACUACAUUUUCACUUUGAAAGAUCUGCUAAAGUACCGUGUAAUCAUUUGCAGUGUAUAUUUUGUAGCUUGUAUUUUGGUCUAGAAAGAGGGCAUAAACAUUUAAUUGAAGAGUAAUGUACUCUAACCAGUUGAUGCCAAACAGUUUAUAAAGCCGUUUGAUAAUGAUUCUCAAUUUACAAAGAAUUAAUGAUUUACCAAGAGAAAAUAGUUGAGCACAUCCAUAUUCGCAUGACUGUCAAUCAAUCUUCACUUUAAUUAUAGUUUGAAAUUCUUGCAUUGUUUAUCAUUCCAAACGUUCAGCGCAGCUGAAAGUGAGCAAAUGUUGUGUUUUAAUCUUGCACUUUAUGAAGUGGAAUGUCAAAAUAAGUCCAUUGUUUGCACAAUGUGUCUGACUCUGUAAUUGUGAAAUAAUAACACAUGAUGAUGAUGUGCAUGACCAACGAGAAGUGAUUGCUUUAAUGUUUGUAAUGAUAGGAAUAA
Carassius carassius (crucian carp) is the source of this 1370-nucleotide messenger RNA. Its product is annotated as DNA damage-regulated autophagy modulator protein 1-like. Gene Ontology annotation, cellular component: lysosome. Bases 101 to 817 code for a protein of 238 amino acids. Lineage: Eukaryota; Metazoa; Chordata; Actinopteri; Cypriniformes; Cyprinidae. The record is from RefSeq and is a predicted model, not a curated record. Gene Ontology annotation, biological process: regulation of autophagy. The transcript has 7 exons.